AUGGAGCGGCGCGGCAACGCUGGUUACGACAGGCACAUCACUAUCUUCUCGGAACAGGGGAGACUCUACCAAGUUGAAUAUGCCUUCAAGGCCAUCACAGCGGCGAACAUCAUGUCGGUCGGUGUGCGGGGCAAGGACUGCGCCGUAGUUUUGUCCCAGAAGAAGGUGCCGGAUAAACUCAUCGACCCCUCAUCUGUAUCGCACAUCUUCCAAAUCUCGCCGUCAGUCGGCUGCGUCAUGACCGGCUCCAUUGCCGAUGCCCGCGCCUUCUCGCAGCGCGCCCAGUCCGAAGCCGCCGACUUCAAGUACAAGUUCGGCUACGAGAUGCCAUGCGACGCUCUGGCCAAGCGGCUGGCCAACAUCAGCCAAGUGUAUACUCAACGGGCGUACAUGCGACCGUAUGGCGUUGCGACUACGCUGAUAUCGCUCGAUUCCGAGUUCGGGCCCCAACUGUUCAAAUGCGACCCCGCCGGCUACUACAUUGGGUACAAGGGCACCGCCGCGGGCCCCAAACAGCAAGAGGCGCUCAACCAUCUCGAGAAGAAACUCAAGAACAAGGACCACGCGCCGGGUGACUGGAAGGAGGUGGUUGAGCUGGCCAUCACUACUCUCAGCACCGUCCUUAGCAUGGACUUCAAGAAGACUGAAAUCGAAAUUGGCAUUGUUGGAGGGCCGCGUCCCGAUGGCCAGGAAGGGACGUACCCAGGCUUCAGGAAGCUGACGGAAGAUGAGAUCGACGAGAGGUUACAGGCGAUCGCCGAGAAGGACUGA
Parathielavia appendiculata is the source of this 771-nucleotide messenger RNA. RefSeq names its product N-terminal nucleophile aminohydrolase. NCBI's taxonomy places the organism in Eukaryota, Fungi, Ascomycota, Sordariomycetes, Sordariales, Chaetomiaceae. Bases 1 to 771 code for a protein of 256 amino acids. Gene Ontology annotation, biological process: ubiquitin-dependent protein catabolic process; proteasomal protein catabolic process. The record is from RefSeq and is a predicted model, not a curated record. The transcript is spliced from 5 exons. Gene Ontology annotation, cellular component: proteasome core complex; proteasome core complex, alpha-subunit complex; cytosol.